This is a messenger RNA of Anopheles funestus (African malaria mosquito), 1969 nucleotides long. Its product is annotated as PAT complex subunit CCDC47. The coding region runs from base 215 to 1708 and encodes 497 amino acids. Gene Ontology annotation, molecular function: calcium ion binding. Gene Ontology annotation, biological process: endoplasmic reticulum calcium ion homeostasis. Gene Ontology annotation, cellular component: endoplasmic reticulum. NCBI's taxonomy places the organism in Eukaryota, Metazoa, Arthropoda, Insecta, Diptera, Culicidae. The record is from RefSeq and is a predicted model, not a curated record. The transcript is spliced from 4 exons.
ACGUCAAAUCUGUCGGAUUGUUCCAAAUGAAACCUCGAAACCCGAAUCGAUAUCAUUAAGCUUUCAUUAAAUUAACAAAUUAAGACUGCAUUGUAAGUUUCAGGCGAGAAUGUAUUAACUUUUAGGUGCGUGCCAACAGUUGUUACUGAAACAUAUUGCUUGUUUUUCGUAGAUCGAGCGUUGCUGAACGACUGGUGGAGUUUCAAAUACCACCAUGCGGCUUCUGCUUCCACUGACGGUGUUGGUAGUGCUGUGCCUAAUACCCCAGCACGUUACUGCCCAAGAUCUCGAGGAUAAUGAUUUUGCCGAAUUCGAAGACUUUGAUGAUGAUGAAUUUGUAAUGGGAGAAACACACCAAGCUGGCCAACAGCAGGCACAACAACAACCGCAAGGUGCCGGAGACAGUCGUCAAGGAAACGAACCAGGCAAGGGUCAAUCGAAGAGUGUACCAGCUUCGCAGGAUAGUGAAGACUUCAUGGAGAUUGAUGACGAUCAGGCUGACGAUGACGGUAUCGUCGAGGACGAGGACAGUGAGUUCGAACAUUUCCAAGAUGAGGAAGAGUUUGAGGGUUUUGCCAGCACGAUCGGCGAUCAGGAUGAGCUACGACAGGGUGAACCGGUCGGAAAGCAUGCUGAACCGAAGCUAACCAUUCCGAAGGUGCCGAUACAUUUCCGCACACACUGGGACUCGUACUGGAUGGAAAUGCUUAUGUUGGCCGGAUUGAUGGCUUACUUCGCGAACUACUUGGUGGGCAAUAAGAAAAAUUCGGCCAUUGCCAACCAAUGGCUAUCGAUACAUCGUACCUUGCUGGAGGACAACUUUGCGCUCGUCGGUGAUGAUGGCAAGAAGGAAACGGAAGGAUCGACCUUUAGCUUUAACAAAGAAAGCGAAAGUGUCUACACACUAUGGUGCAGUGGACGUACCUGCUGCGAAGGUAUGCUAGUGGAGCUUAAGAUGAUCAAACGACAGGAUCUGGUGUCGCUGAUUGCCGGCAUAAUGAAGCCGGUACAGGAUCAGUUGCAUAUCAAGGUGGAACUGUCUGCAGAUGCGAUGGAUAACUUUGUGUUCUGUGUUGCCAGCCGUAAACAAGCUACCAAAAUGUUCAAAGAGCUCAACGACUUGAACAAAUUCUGUUGUCUAGUCAGCAAGGCCGAGGAUAAGUACGGUAUUCCCGGGUUUGCGUUGUUAUCAGAGAUUGCCGAGGUUUCGGCCAGUAUAUUAGAUGGUAGAGUAAUAGCAGCUUUAAAUAAGUACGCGCACUUGAUCGAUUACAUUCACCUGUCGGAUCAGUACAGUGGCCCGAUACAGCAGGAAGACCCGAAUCAGCUGAAGCGUCCCGAAGUUCGGCGUAUACUGCACUGCGGAUUUAAUGUCCCAGUUAAAGGAGAUUUAGAAGAAAUGAAACCAUUGCUAAUACUCGUGUUUUACCUUAUGGAUCGUGUGCGCCGCUACAAACUUUCGAAAGAGGCCAAAUUAAAGUCGGAUAAGAAUCGUGCUGCGGCGGAGGAAGAGUUUAUGAAGAGCACUCAUCAGGCCCGUGCCGAAGCAGCUGCACUGCGUCGCGAAGAAAAACGUAAGGCUGAGAAGGAGAAAAUCCUCGCCGAAGAAGACCCGGAGAAGCAACGGCGCUGGGAAAAGAAGGAACAGAAACGCCAACUCAAGAAGCAAGCUCCCAAGAUGAAGCAGCUUUCCAUUAAGGCUCUGUAAAAGAAUGGUUGGAUGGAUCCGGUGAAUUGGUUCGGUGGAGUAUUAAAGUUUUUUUUUCUGUUAUUGUUUAUUAAAAUCAUUCGCCAGUCCAAAGGCUACGAUGCUGAAUGGAAUACACAAAAAAAAACAAGGAAAAGAUGACAUUUGGACAAUUUCCACAUCAACACCAUUAGCUAUGCAAAAGCUGGGUUAAAUGUAGAACAGUCUUAGGAAAACGUAGCAAUGAAUAAAAAAAAUUAUCGGAUCGUAGGAAAAAUGUUA